AUGGGUGACGCUGUACAAGAAAUCAAUGGAUUCGUCCCAGCCGCAGUUAUCAAAAACAUCGAUCUGAGCGCCAUCUUCUCCGAAAACGUCCUCGCCAAAAUCAUCCAAGUAGCACAACGAGGCCUAAAGCAAGCAGCCCCCUUAACCUCCUACCCCCACACAGUACCCCAAACAGGACCCAAUGCAGGCCGCUACGAAGAACGCGAAGCCCUCUUCUGGACCUGCGGUUUCUUCCCCGGCAGCAUCUACACCCUGCUAGAACGCACUAUGAAAUACCCACAAGCCCUGUCGUUACCCCCGCAGUUACGCCCUACAAUGCAAGAAUACCUCUUGAAACUCGGCCGUCACUACAGCGUAGCCAUAGCGCAAAUGUCCAGCCGAACAGACACCCACGACAUGGGCUUCAUCGUGCAACCCGCCCUGCAGCGCGACUGGGAACUAACAGGCAACAAAGCGAGUCUCGCUGCCGUCGUGAAUGCCGCCGAGGCACUCGCAUCGCGGUACGAUGAGCGCGUGCAGGCAAUUCGAAGUUGGGACGUCGCAAUCAACGACCGCUACAGCAUCACCAACAUGCAAGAAAACUUUCUUGUAAUCAUAGACAGCAUGUGCAAUCUCGACCUCCUCUACUUCACCGCCCACGCCACCUCUUCACCCCAUCUCUCACACAUAGCAACUACACAUGCUAAUCGCAUAACCCACGAAAUCCUACGCGAAGACUACUCGUCGUACCACCUCGUCAAUUUCUGUCCCCGCACCGGCCUCGUGCAGGCCAAAAUGACGAAUCAGGGCCACGCGGAUGCAUCGACGUGGAGCCGCGGACAGGCCUGGUCGGUAAUGGGCUUCGCGCAGACGUAUGCGUGGACGAAAGAGGCAAAGUUUUUGAGUACCGCAAUUGGGUGUGCGCGGUAUUUUCUGGCGAGGUGUGGCGAGGGCAAAGGGAAAUGGGCGUGUGAGUUGGUGCCCAGGUGGGAUUUUGAUGCUCCGGUUGGGAAAGGAGAAGAGCAGGAAGAAGUGGAUAGUCCAAGGGGGCCGCUCAGAGAUGUCUCUGCGGGUGUGAUUGCGGCGAAUGGGUUACUGAUUAUACAUCAAGCACUGCAGGGGUUGGAUGCUCAGACUGCGGCCGACAUGGCGGGUGGAGUCGAUUUUCUGGAGACUGCGCUGCAGAUUGUGGCGCAGACGAUUGAGUAUGCGUAUGAUGCGGAUUUGGCGUUGUUUGAGCUGCGCGGCGAGGGAAAGGUGAAUGGGGGUGCGAGUGGUGGGGACAAUGUGGUGAUCAAGGAAUCGUCGUUUGAUGGGAUACUGCGACACAGUACGACGAAUUGGAAUGAGCAUGCGCACCAAAAGUACAAGGAUCACGGGCUUGUGUACGCGGAUUACUAUUUGCUGGAAUUUGGGAACAAGCUGUUGAGGGCAGGGUUAAUUUAG
Molecule: messenger RNA, 1425 nt
Organism: Bipolaris maydis ATCC 48331
Lineage: Eukaryota; Fungi; Ascomycota; Dothideomycetes; Pleosporales; Pleosporaceae
Product: glycoside hydrolase
Biological process (GO): polysaccharide catabolic process
Molecular function (GO): chondroitin hydrolase activity
Source: RefSeq, a predicted model, not a curated record